Molecule: messenger RNA, 982 nt
Organism: Magallana angulata
Lineage: Eukaryota; Metazoa; Mollusca; Bivalvia; Ostreida; Ostreidae
Product: ankyrin repeat domain-containing protein 66-like
Exons: 4
Coding region: 159-617 (152 amino acids)
Molecular function (GO): protein binding
Source: RefSeq, a predicted model, not a curated record
AAAUCUUUCGGAAUAGAUCUGGAUUUAUCAACAGAAAUCCCUUUUCAUUAAAGUAAACAUAGGCCUACCAUAUGCUUACAAUAAUUUCACGAUCUUUCGCUAGUUGUUGAAAAAAUGUACUGAAAGGGGUGUUGAGGGAUUAAUAGAAGGGAUGCAAAAUGACAUCAGGAUUGGAGCUACACGAGGCAGCCUCUAUGGGGGACUAUGACACUCUGGAGGAGCUUAUAUUCAGUAAAAAGAUUGACAUCAACCUUAGGGAUCCCGAGUGGCGAGACAGGACAGCUCUCCACUGGGCAUGCUCCAAAGGUUACGUAGAAUGUCUUCGUCUGCUUUUGGACCACGGGGCGGACGGAUUGGCACGUGCAGACAUGCACUGGACACCGGCACACUUUGCUGCGGAGACGGGAAAGAUCACCGUCCUAAGGGCACUGGUCGCGGCGGAAGUUCCGGUGUAUAAGCGGGACAGGUACGGGGACAAACCCGUGGAUAUUGCCCGGAUGUACGGGUUCCAGGACUGUGUCAAGUACCUACAACAGGAAGAAAUAAAUCAAAAACAGAAGCGUGAGCAGAAAGGUUUACCUGUGAAUUCUGACGACGAAUCUCCGGCCGAGCCGUGAGUCAGGGGCCACGCCCAUAUUGUGUUCAGGAGGGGAAGGGGUGAAAGCCGUGGCUACACCAGCAUUCUACAUAUGCAUGUGGAUUUUUUUUAAUGAUUUCUUCAAGGACUAGAAAUCAAAACAGUUAUUGUGCACAAUUAUGUGGAUAUAUGUUGACAUAAACACGUGAUGUGUGGUCUUUCAUAUUGAUGAACACGUGAUGUGUGGACUUUCAUAUUGAUGAACAGUGCUUGUCUUUCUUUUGUGUUAGCAUUAUGUUGCAACGCUCUUGCUUUUUCAAGAAAUGAAAUCUCAAAGUUUUCAAAAUUGAUAUUUUGAAUCUUACUUGUAGUAUACAAUAUAAAAUGACUUAUUUCUACUACUUG